AUGGUAUUGCGACAGAGGCCGAAGAAGCAACAGCACCGGAAGCAGGUGACGCCACUAAUCAUACGAAAGAACAAAGAAAAGACGAAAAAGAAAAAGUGGUCGUUUAGGAGCAUUUCGUUUUCGAGGAAAGACAAGCCGAAACCAAACAAAGAAAGUGAAAAGAACGGAGAAGUAAAAGAGGUUGCUGAAGAGGUUCAGCAACAAUGCCCGAACAGACAGGAAAUAGCGCCUUGUUCUUGUACGGUAAAGAAGAAUGGCUUGGAUAUACUUUGCGAGUUCACAGAUCAGCAGCACAUAGACAACGCCAUGGCUGUGCUAAAAGGAAAAAAUUACGUUAUUUUUUACCUUAAAUUACGUCAUAACACCUUAAUGAAGCUACCCGGUUUCAUUUUUCUCGGACUUGAUAUACGACACCUCACUAUUCACAACAGCAGUCUUUCUGUUGUCGAAGAAUCAUCAUUAAGCUCCAUUGGUAAAAUGUUAACUCAGUUGGAUGUGUCCCAAAAUAGUUUAACAAUAGUACCAUCGGCAGCAUUCAAAAAUCUUCAUCAUCUAUUAAUUUUGAAUGUGAACCAUAACAGAAUAGGCAGCUUACAUGCAAAAGCGUUUCAAGGAUUGGAUACGUUGGAAAUUUUAACUCUAUACGAGAACAAAAUUUCCACAGUAGAUCCCGAAGCGUUCUUGGGACUCGAAAAAAAAUUAAAACGAUUAAACCUUGGAGGCAACCUGUUAACUUCGAUCCCUCAAAAAGCUCUUAGUAUCCUGGAUAUGCUGAAGAAGUUGGAGAUGCAAGAAAAUAGAAUAUCAAGGAUAGAAGAAGGAGAUUUUGAAGGGAUGAAAAAUUUAGAUUCACUCGGAUUGGCUCAUAAUCAACUGAAAGAAGUACCAUCAAGAGUCUUUUCACAUCUUUCUCAACUUAAUUCGUUGGAAUUGGAUGGGAAUAAAAUCAGCUAUAUUGAUCCGGAAGCGUUUUACGGUCUCGAAGAACAUUUGCAGUACUUGAGGUUGGGAGAUAAUAACAUCCAUACUAUUCCAUCAGAAGCCCUUCGUCGCCUUCACAGAUUACGUCACUUGGAUCUGCGAAGUAAUAACAUUAGCUACAUUGCAGACGAUGCUUUUGCGGGCUACGGAGAUUCCAUAACGUUCUUAAAUCUUCAAAAGAAUGAUAUAAAACAGCUGCCAGCUUUGGUGUUUGAAAAUUUGAACUCGUUAGAGACGCUCAUUUUACAAAACAAUAAGAUCAUGAGAAUACCAGAAGAAGUCAUGGAACCUAUUGUGGACACUCUUCGGGUUAUCGAUAUAAUGGAUAAUCCACUCGUUUGCGAAUGUGAACUGCAAUGGUACGCGAAUUGGUUGAGAAAUCUCCGAGACAAGGAUGACGAAAUGAUGCAGAAGAAGAGAACAGUCUGCCUCCACACAGCCGAACACAGGGAGUACAAUUUACAAAAUUUACCUCUGCAAAAGAUGAACUGCGUGGUGAAAGCAUACGAUCCACGAAUGAUGAGUGCAUCGGGCAUUGUUGCGUUAUCAUCUUUGACUAUUUGCUUUUGGGCUUUUAUAGUCAAAUUAACGCUAUAGUUCGUAUAAUAUGCGUUCGAAUUUUCAUUUUUAGUAUUUGUACUGUACGCCACAUAGACAAGUAGCCAGUUCGAUUUUUAUUAAUUACACGAGAAUGAUAGUGUUCGAUUUUGCGAUUAAUGAAAUGCAUUUGUAGCUUUGUCAAUGAAAAUAUUUAUAGAUCUAAAAUGAUAAGCUUAUUCGCAAUUGUAAUUUCUGUUUUUUGAAUCGAUGUUUUUGCGUUUCGCAUUUGAAAACCAAACGAUACAUAUCACUUGACUAAAUUAAGUAAGUACAUGACGGUUAUGUCACAAUUUGAUACAAAAAUUAGAAAGCCAAAAACGUAUUAAAAACUGCCUUAUUCUAUUUUUAAAUAUUAUUUCGAAAUUAAGGAGCACUUGAACUAAUGGAAAAUUAUCUAUGAAGAUAUUGACCUUACCUAACCAUACCUAACCUAACCAGGUAAGUUACACCCAAGGUUAGUUUUACUACAUUUUAUGUGAUUGUUUAUUUUUUAAUAAAUGCAGUUGAGUUUUUCGGUUUUUACUGUAUUUAAAAUUCUGAAGGCGAAGAAAACAACGACUAUUCUCGAUUUAAAAAUGCUAAUAAAAUUUUAAAAAAUAACAGCAAUGCAAUUGAAAUGAACUAAUGUAAUGGUCUGUCUUCUCUAUUUUUUGUUUGGGAUUUAUAUGUUUAAAUAAAAAAUGGUAUCGCAAUUUUGACAUAACUCGUAAAUGAUCCGUAUACAUAUCAGAUUGUACCCCAAUGUAUUUGACUGAAUUGUAAAGGAAUCGACUCCACCAAUUCGAAAAAUUUUGUUUGUGACUAAUUGGGAUGUCGUUUUUUUUGAACUAUUCAACUUAACUGUCUUUCGCUGUCUCAUGUUCUCUCGAUGUUGUUCUUGAUGUCAUUGUAUUACUAGACGUAGUAAGUAAUAUAUUAGUGUAUUUUAAUUCUUUCUGUUUGCCACUUUGAUUUACCGUUUGGUUUCUUGAGCGCAUAUCAGCACAAAAGAACACGACCUCCCAAUCGAGUUACCAAUGUGAUGAUGGCCUAUACAUAUAUACAUAUAUAUAAA
This is a messenger RNA of Agrilus planipennis (emerald ash borer), 2635 nucleotides long. RefSeq names its product slit homolog 1 protein. The record is from RefSeq and is a predicted model, not a curated record. The coding region runs from base 1 to 1578 and encodes 525 amino acids. Gene Ontology annotation, molecular function: protein binding. NCBI's taxonomy places the organism in Eukaryota, Metazoa, Arthropoda, Insecta, Coleoptera, Buprestidae. The transcript is spliced from 9 exons.